GUGUUUUAUUUCAAACUGCUCGUUUUCAAUUUAUUGGUGCAUUAGUAUUAAUCGUAAUGGAAAGCCUUAAGUGCUCAGAUAUUGCAACUAUCGCGAUAAUUGGUGAUAUUAGUUUUGCAGGAAUUGUCUAUAAAAAUGUGAAAAAUGGACACUGUACAUAUAAUGAAUCAUUUGCAUCAGUAAAAAAUGAAUUUAAAGGUGUGGAUCACAUAAUUGGAAAUUUUGAAUGUCCAAUAGGAGAUGUAGAAAACCCCCCUAAACCUCUGCUAAAAUCUAAAAAAGUACAUCUUAUAGCAGAACGUGACUCUAUCCAAGCUUUAAAUUAUUUAAAUGUCAGUGCUGUGGCUUUGGCAAAUAAUCAUCUCAUGGACUUUAAAGAGCUGAUAAAUCCAACCAUGAGUUUGAUUAAAAAUGCAAAUAUACAAUACAGUGGUGUUACACUGACAAGUUCUAUAACAGCUAAACAGAAACCAGUAAUUUUGCAUUCUAAUAAUGUUUCCAUUGGUGUUUUAUCAUACUGUGCAAAUGUUGAAGGCUGCACAAUGAUCAGAAACAAAAGUGAAGUUGGAGUAGCAAUAGUAGUAAACUAUACUUUUGCAGCUGAAGAAGCAAAGGAAUUAAAAAAGAGUGUUGAUGUUGUGAUUGGAAUUUUCCACUGGGGUGACGAAUAUGCUGUUUUACCUGAGAAAGGUUCAUUCUUGAAAAUUGCAAAUUUUUUAAACCCUCAUUUUGAUGUUGUGGUGGGAAUGCAUCAACAUGUAAUCAGUGGACAUUUUUACUUCAAAGGAACUCUGUUUGUACUUGGACUUGGAAAUUUUCUAUUUCCAAUGCAUUUAACACCAGCAUAUAAAUUUAAUGUGUUUCGAAAACCAAAAAAAAGUACAGAGAAGUUCUGGUACAGACUAUCUAAAAAGUACAAAAAUACCUCUGCAUUCGGGAAGAUCCUCAAAUUAAACUUUAACAAAAAUGGAUUGAUAAAAAACAAGUCGUUUUAUGAAAACGUAGUUGUUGAUGUCAGCAAAAAAAAAUGUUUGUACACAAAACGGAAACCAAACAGUUCUUGGCAGGUUUUAUGUAAUAAAGACGACGAGGAUUGUUUGGGGACUUCAAAAUGCAAUCCAGUUUUUUGCGGUGGAACUGAAUAAAAGCAACGGUUGUAGUGAAUAAAAUUUGCCGUCGUAAAUAAAAAUUUCGUAACACUUUGUUUGA
Molecule: messenger RNA, 1209 nt
Organism: Hydra vulgaris (swiftwater hydra)
Lineage: Eukaryota; Metazoa; Cnidaria; Hydrozoa; Anthoathecata; Hydridae
Source: RefSeq, a predicted model, not a curated record